CUAGCCUUAGGGUCUCCCUUCUUUAGAUUUUGGAGGAUAAAAUCAAGCUUUUUGACUUCCUCCUGGAUUUCAGCUCUAAUUUCCCUAUUAGGUUCAUCUAGGAGGACCUCAUUCAGAAGGUCUCUAGCCCUGGAGACCUUUUGGACCCUAAUUAAGGUUAGAUUUAGGGCUUUUGCCUUUUUCUGGGCUUUAGACUGGAGAAACUGGUCUUCCUCGGGCAGGUCAGACAUCCUAAAAGGGGAUGAAUUGGGGUCCCUAGUACCCAUAGGGGUUCUAGGGGUUUUAGGGGUGGUCAUAGGGGCCUUUUUCCUACUAGAAGGCUAA
Rasamsonia emersonii CBS 393.64 is the source of this 324-nucleotide messenger RNA. RefSeq lists its product as uncharacterized. The transcript has a single exon. The record is from RefSeq and is a predicted model, not a curated record. The annotation marks the transcript as partial. Lineage: Eukaryota; Fungi; Ascomycota; Eurotiomycetes; Eurotiales; Trichocomaceae.